Gopherus evgoodei (Goodes thornscrub tortoise) is the source of this 2697-nucleotide messenger RNA. RefSeq names its product chromosome 12 C16orf70 homolog (gene PHAF1). The record is from RefSeq and is a predicted model, not a curated record. Gene Ontology annotation, cellular component: dendrite; trans-Golgi network; synaptic vesicle membrane. Gene Ontology annotation, biological process: Golgi to plasma membrane protein transport. The coding region runs from base 522 to 1793 and encodes 423 amino acids. The transcript is spliced from 17 exons. NCBI's taxonomy places the organism in Eukaryota, Metazoa, Chordata, Testudines, Testudinidae.
GUGGAGUGGGGGGGGCUCUCAGGGGGGGCGUGUGACUGUGGGUCUGACCGACGUUUCUGUGGUGGUAGCGCUGAAGGCCAUAAGCCGGCUGGGCAGGCUUACCGUGUAGAAAGGUGGUGGGGUCAUCGCCCUGUUUUCGGGGGCCCCCAGGAAUAAUUGGGGGAAGGCUGUUCUCCAAUGGCAAGGGCCCAUCAGGAGAGUGGAGGGUGCCAGAAAGGACUCUGGGGAUGGGUCACAUAGAAGGAUCAGCAGGGUAGCCUUAAUACUGGGGUCUUGCAUCUGUGGGAGCCCUGUGGUUUGGCUAUGAUUCAGGGACCCAACUUGGAUUUCUUCUCAUCCUUGCAGCAAAACCAGAAGGAAUGAGACAGCCCAUCUGUUUUCCAGCAGCUUUUAUCUGUGAAUUUCUUAUGAACUUCAUUGUAGUAUCUGUUUAAUAGCUAUAUAGUGUCAUAGCACAGGUCCAGUUGCAGUAACAUCGUGAUCUGCUGUGUGACUACUGGGCCGAUACUCUGGCAGAGCCAAUGCUAGAUCUGGAAGUGGUUCCCGAGCGAUCUCUUGGGAAUGAGCAAUGGGAAUUCACCUUGGGAAUGCCAUUGGCUCAAGCUGUAGCAAUUCUUCAGAAACACUGUCGUAUUAUCAAAAACGUCCAGGUUCUCUACAGUGAGCAGUCUCCUCUUAGCCAUGACCUCAUCCUUAACCUGACUCAGGACGGAAUCAAACUGCUGUUUGAUGCUUUCAAUCAGAGACUUAAGGUGAUUGAAGUUUAUGACUUGACUAAGGUGAAGUUAAAAUAUUGUGGUGUCCAUUUUAACUCUCAGGCAAUUGCUCCAACCAUAGAACAGAUUGAUCAAUCGUUUGGAGCAACACAUCCAGGAGUGUACAACUCAGCUGAACAACUCUUUCACCUCAAUUUCAGAGGACUGUCUUUUUCUUUUCAAUUGGACUCAUGGGCUGAAACUCCAAAGUACGAGCCUAACUUUGCUCAUGGCCUAGCUUCUCUGCAAAUUCCCCAUGGUGCAACUGUGAAACGUAUGUACAUCUACAAUGGAAACAGCCUGCAGGAUACGAAGGCUCCCCUCAUGCCCCUCAGCUGUUUCCUUGGUAACGUGUAUGCAGAGAACGUUGAUGUUCUGAGAGAUGGAACUGGACCCUCAGGUUUACGGCUCCGCUUACUCACUGCAGGCUGUGGCCCAGGUGUAUUAGCUGAUGCCAAGAUGCGGGUGUUUGAGCGCUGUGUGUACUUUGGUGAUUCAUGCCAAGAUGUUCUGAGCACUUUGGGGUCUCCGCACAAAGUCUUUUACAAGUCAGAAGACAAGAUGAAAAUUCAUUCGCCCUCCCCCCAUAAGCAGGUUCCAUCAAAGUGCAAUGACUACUUUUUUAAUUACUUCACACUUGGAGUGGAUAUUCUUUUUGAUGCAAAUACUCACAAAGUGAAGAAAUUUGUCCUGCAUACAAAUUAUCCUGGUCAUUACAACUUUAACAUAUACCAUCGUUGUGAAUUCAAGAUUCCACUAGCCGUUAAGCGAGAUAGUGCGGAUUCACAGACUGAAACAUGCACAACGUACAGCAAGUGGGAUAGUAUUCAGGAUCUUCUGGGACAUCCUGUGGAAAAACCCGUGGUACUUCAUAGGUCAUCAUCUCCAAACAAUACUAACCCAUUUGGAUCAACGUUUUGUUUUGGACUGCAACGAAUGAUCUUUGAGGUGAUGCAGAAUAAUCACAUAGCAUCUGUUACUUUGUACGGCCCAGCAAGGCCCAGCAGCCAGUUGAGAACGUCGGACCUUCCUCAAUGAAGCAUUACCUUCAAAAUCAGCUAAUCUAAAUGCUACAAAACUAGUACAGCGUGCCUUGAUUUACUGCCACUUAUAUGGAAAGCAUGGUAUGAUUUUUUUUCAAAAUAAAAUUCCUCCCGUCCAUGCGUGGUGCGGAGGGAAAAUUCUCUCAACCCUUCAUCAUAAGGCAUGGAACUAGUGAUGGAGGAAAGCAGCUAGAUGCCUGUGUUGUCAUUUUACUCCUCUCGGUUGGCCGUCUCCUGCACAGUACAGACCUGAAGAGACUGUCUGUCCUUCCUGAGCUGGCAGAAGGAGCAUUAAUGACUGCAAGAAUUAGAAGCACAAACAUUCUGAGCCUUGGAGCAUCUGGAAACAGGUAUUGAUAUUAGUCUGUGUUUGUGUUACUGUAUUGAUGUGGUGGUCCUGUUUUAAGAAACCAAGUAUAUAUACAUACAUUAUAUAUAUACACACAAAUAUAAACACAUAGAUAGUUCUGUGGCUUAGGACAUGGUACCAAGUGUGACAAGGGUGUAUAUAUGUCCAUGAUUUCAGGCACCACAUCUUUGUGUAACUUCAGAACAAGCAAGUAGCAUGUGCAUAAUACUUGGUUGUGUAACAUUUGCACUACAUACACUUUAAUUACUUGAUAAACAUUAUCUUCACUGAGGAGCAUCUGUGUACGGGAUGUGAUGGUUAUUUAAUGUACGCUGCGCAUUAAGCUUAUUUAUGUGGUGGAUUGAUGAAUAGUCCACCUUCCUGCACUAAUAUUUACUUGACAAGCUGAAGCAAUUGUUUUUCUGCCAUGCCUGGUUUACUAACUUUUUUUCAUAUGCCGUUUCCAAAAAAAACCCCAAAAUCUGGAAGAGAUUAUUCCUAUGACUGAAAGAGGUUUUUCUUUGACAGCAUUUUUCUUUGUACUUAAAAA